This is a messenger RNA of Motacilla alba alba, 1446 nucleotides long. It is a transcript of the gene PPCS, whose product is annotated as phosphopantothenoylcysteine synthetase. The record is from RefSeq and is a predicted model, not a curated record. Gene Ontology annotation, cellular component: cytoplasm; nucleus. Gene Ontology annotation, biological process: coenzyme A biosynthetic process. Gene Ontology annotation, molecular function: phosphopantothenate--cysteine ligase activity. The transcript has 3 exons. NCBI's taxonomy places the organism in Eukaryota, Metazoa, Chordata, Aves, Passeriformes, Motacillidae. The coding region runs from base 13 to 1158 and encodes 381 amino acids.
GGGGGCGCCGCCAUGCCCGGCCCGGAGCCCUCGGCGCGUCCGCGGUUGCCGGGGAGACGCUUCCGGCGAGGCGAGAGUCGUCACUUCCGCCCGGCGCUAACGGCGGCGCUGGCGUUCUGUUGCCGAGACAACACUUCCGGUCCGGGGCAGGUGACACACGUGACUUCCGGCGGGCCGUGCGGGCCGGGCCCGGUCAUGGCGGCGGCGGCGGCGGCGGCGCAGGCGGAGGAGGAGAAGGACAAGGACGAGGACAACGACAACGACGCGGCUACGGCGGCGACCGAGGGCCGGGUGCGGGCUUGGGCGGCGGCGCAGGCGGCGCGCGGGCGGCGCGUGGCGCUGGUGACGUCGGGCGGGACGCAGGUGCCGCUGGAGGCGCGCGCCGUGCGCUUCCUGGAGAACUUCAGCAGCGGCCGGCGCGGCGCCGCCUCGGCCGAGCGCCUGGUGCGGGCGGGCUACGGCGUGUGCUUCCUGCACCGCGCCCGCUCCGCCUUCCCCUGGGCCCGCGCCCUGCCGCCGCACGGGCCCGCGCUGCUCGACGCGCUCCGCCUCACCCCGGGGCCGCCGCCCGGCGUGGCCGCCGCCCCCGCCGCGCUGCCCGCGCUGCUGCCCGCGCUCCGCGAGUACCAGCGCGCCACCGAGGCGGGAGCGCUGCUCGCCAUCGAGUUCACCGGGCUCGUGGAGUACCUGGCGCUGCUGCGUGCUGCCGCCCGCGCCCUGGCGCCCCUCGGCUCCAGCGUCAUGUUCUACCUGGCAGCCGCCGUGUCGGAUUUCUACAUCCCGGUCUCCGAGAUGCCGGAGCACAAGAUCCAGUCCUCGGAGGGGCCCCUGCAGAUCACAAUGAAGAUGGUGCCAAAAAUGCUGUCACCCCUGGUCAGAGACUGGGCCCCUGAGGCCUUUGUGAUUUCCUUCAAGCUGGAGACAGAUCCCCAGAUCCUCCUGGAUAAAUCCCGGCAGGCUCUGGAGAAAUACCGGCACCAGGUGGUGGUGGCCAACGUCCUGGAGUCCCGCAGAACCUCUGUCAUCAUCGUCACCAGGGACUCACAGACUCCCCUAGCCCUGUCCGAGGAGGAGAUAGCCCAAGGCGUGGAGAUAGAGGAGAAGAUUGUGAGCUACCUGCAGGGCCAGCACACGGCCUUCAUAGAGAGGAAGGGCUGAGGAGCAGCUGGCAGUGUGUCGGGGAGCGGGGCUGGAGCCUGGGCAGUGAAAAAGCAAUCCCCACGGAGCACCAGGAGGGCCGUCCAACACUCUGGCACUUUUAUACAGCUCGGCCACAGCUGUUGCAGCUUUGUAAAAGAGAAAUACAUGGGAGUGAAACCGUUCCAAAGGAUAUUUGUGCCGGUGUCUAAAGGAGGAAAGAAGCUUGUUGCUGUCCCGUGGGCUGGGAGAGCUGGGAGGAUGAGAAAUUGUGGAGGUCUCUGUAUAUAAAGAAUUUCUUGAAUCUUU